Oryza brachyantha (malo sina) is the source of this 908-nucleotide messenger RNA. RefSeq names its product peptidyl-prolyl cis-trans isomerase CYP18-2. Gene Ontology annotation, biological process: protein peptidyl-prolyl isomerization; protein folding. Bases 108 to 602 code for a protein of 164 amino acids. Gene Ontology annotation, cellular component: catalytic step 2 spliceosome. The record is from RefSeq and is a predicted model, not a curated record. NCBI's taxonomy places the organism in Eukaryota, Viridiplantae, Streptophyta, Magnoliopsida, Poales, Poaceae. The transcript is spliced from 6 exons. Gene Ontology annotation, molecular function: peptidyl-prolyl cis-trans isomerase activity.
AACUCUUGUCGCAAUUUUGGCACGACCCCUCUCGCCCUCGCCCUCCUCUCCGGUCUCCUCGCCCGCCGCCGCCGCCUCUUGCCUCGCCGUGCACUGCACAGCCCAAGAUGUGGGGCAGCGCCGAUGGUGGCACGCCGGAGGUCACCCUGGAGACAUCCAUGGGCGCCUUCACCAUCGAGAUGUACUACAAGCACGCCCCCAAGACCUGCAGGAACUUCGUCGAGCUCGCCCGCCGCGGCUACUACGACGGCGUCAUCUUCCACCGCAUCAUCAAGGAUUUCAUCGUGCAAGGAGGGGAUCCCACUGGCACCGGCAGAGGUGGCGAAUCCAUCUACGGAUCAAAGUUUGAGGAUGAGAUUAGGCCAGAAUUGAAGCACACUGGCGCUGGAAUUCUGUCAAUGGCCAACGCUGGUCCAAAUACAAAUGGAAGCCAGUUUUUCAUUACUCUUGCACCUUGUCAGUCACUUGACGGUAAGCAUACAAUAUUUGGGAGAGUAUGCAGAGGAAUGGAAAUUGUCAAGCGCCUUGGGAGUGUCCAAACAGACAAAAGUGAUAGGCCCAUCCAUGAAGUGAAAAUCCUGCGGACUGUGGUCAAAGAUUGAAGCAUGUACGGAAUCUGCUUGGCGUCACUCAUGAUUUCUGAUAUUUGGUUGUAGCUGUUUCCUGCUUGAUUCCGUGCUUAUGUAAUGGCAUCGUUACAUCGUUUUGAAGAAGAGAAAAAAGCACUACUUCGUUUUUAGCUAGUCAUGAAUCGUGAUGUCCCAGUUAGCAAUGUUCAGUGAAGAAGUGGAGAUAAACCUUAUAAGAUAUUUCGAGCACAUCUGAUGUACUGCUAUUCUUUAUCAGUAAAUUAUCCACUCCUUCAGCUGAUACUCGAGUAUAUUUAAUGGUUGUGUUCUCUUGGUUAA